Molecule: messenger RNA, 10621 nt
Organism: Pseudophryne corroboree (corroboree frog)
Lineage: Eukaryota; Metazoa; Chordata; Amphibia; Anura; Myobatrachidae
Gene: PLXNA2
Product: plexin A2
Exons: 32
Coding region: 469-6162 (1897 amino acids)
Biological process (GO): regulation of cell migration; regulation of cell shape; negative regulation of cell adhesion
Cellular component (GO): plasma membrane; semaphorin receptor complex
Molecular function (GO): protein binding; semaphorin receptor activity
Source: RefSeq, a predicted model, not a curated record
AGGGGGGAGUAUCUCUCAGCCCGCAUGUGAGAGGAGCCGGGGAGAGAGGGAGCUGCUGCUGCUACUGUAGACCUCAGCUGCUGCCUGGGAAGCGCAGACGGGAGGACGCGGAGGGAGUGAGGCGCUACCUAUGCAGGAGGGCAUGACACGGGCGCUGCCACCGGAGCCGGAGAGAAGAGCGUAGAGCAGGAACUGGGGAGGACGGGGAAGGAAGGAGCCGCCAGCUUUCCAGCCCGGGCAUGACUGAGUGAUUCCCCACAGGGAGAUACGCUAGGAAUAUAGAUUGGCCCUGUGGAUCUCCUCUGUCCCCCGCUUGGGGCUCCCAUCCAUGUGGAUUACCCCACUGCCAGUGUGAGGCUGGGGCAGCAGCCCAGGAGGAAGAUGCCGAGAACCAUGUAAAGAACACUCAAAUUCUUGGAAGCAGUGAAUACCAAAGAGAGCUUGGGUUUCAUCUCUCAGUUCACCACCAUGGAACGGCAGAGAUUACAGGUUUGGACAGAGAAAUCUCUCCAUUUCCACAGUCGAGCAGCCUCUGUGGUCUUGCUGGUUUUGACCAUGUUGUCUCUAGAUGUUCCUGUUGUUUCCCUCAUCAACACAUUUCACGCUGAACAAAGGGAUUGGACCUUUAGUCAUCUGACUGUGCACCAAAGCACAGGUGCUGUAUAUGUUGGUGCAGUGAAUCGGAUCUACAAGCUGUCAGGAAACUUGACCCUCUUGGUUUCUCACAAUACCGGACCUGGAGAGGACAACAAAUCCUGUUACCCUCCCCAGAAUGUUCAGCCAUGUAGUGAACCUCGUACGUUGACCAACAAUGUGAACAAACUGCUAAUUAUUGAUUACUCAGAGAACCGGCUGCUGGCUUGUGGUAGUUUGUAUCAGGGUGUAUGCAAGCUCCUCCGUCUAGAUGAUCUUUUUAUUUUGGUUGAACCGUCUCAUAAGAAAGAGCACUACCUGUCUAGUGUCAAUGAUACUGGUACAAUGUAUGGAGUGAUUGUUAAGACUGAAGGCCAGGAUGGCAAACUAUUCAUUGGAACUGCAGUAGAUGGCAAACAGGAUUAUUUCCCAACUCUUUCAAGUCGUAAACUGCCCAGGGAUCCUGAAUCAUCGACAAUGUUGGAUUAUGAGCUCUAUAGUGACUUUGUGUCAUCACUUAUCAAGAUCCCAUCCGAUACUCUUGCCUUGAUCUCCCAUUUUGAUAUUUUUUAUAUCUACGGUUUUGCCAGUGGUAACUACGUUUAUUUUCUCACUGUGCAACCAGAAAGUCCAGAAGGUAUUUCUAGCAAUUCAGCAAAUGACCUAUUCUACACUUCUCGAAUUGUGCGAUUAUGUAAGAAUGACCCAAAAUUCCACUCUUACAUAUCUCUACCAAUUGGAUGCACCAAGAACGGGGUGGAAUAUAGACUAUUGCAAGCUGCCUAUGUUACCAAACCAGGUGUCACGUUAGCUAGGUCUCUGAAAAUCUCCGUUCAGGAUGAUGUACUUUUUGCCAUCUUCUCCAAAGGUCAAAAGCAGUAUCAUCACCCACCUGAUGACUCUACCCUCUGUGUCUUUCCCAUUAAGACAAUCAACGCUCUUAUUAAGGAACGACUGCAAUCUUGUUACCAGGGCGAAGGAAACCUGGAGCUAAACUGGCUUCUAGGAAAGGAUGUUCAAUGCACGAAAGCACCAGUGCCUAUUGAUGAUGAUUUUUGCGGUUUGGACAUUAACCAACCCUUGGGAGGACUGAACUUAGUUGAAGGUGUUACCCUGUACACAGAGAGCAGAGACAGAAUGACAUCACUGGCUUCAUAUGUCUACAACAACUACAGCGUGGUAUUCGUGGGAACCAAAAGUGGCAGGGUAAAGAAGAUUCGGGCAGAUGGUCCUCCGCAUGGUGGCAUUCAGUAUGAAGUUGUUCCAGUGAUGAGAGAUGGAAGUCCCAUCCUUAGAGACAUGGCAUUUUCCAUGGACAACAAAUACCUUUAUAUCAUGUCGGAGAAACAGGUUUCGAGAGUCCCAGUUGAGUCAUGUGGGCAAUAUACAACAUGUGGCGAGUGUCUGAGUGCUGGAGAUCCACAUUGCGGCUGGUGUGUGUUGCAUAACAUGUGUUCCCGUAAGGAUAAAUGUGAACGAGCAGAGGAGCCAUUCCGGUUUGCAGCUAACAUAGAACAGUGUGUUAAGGUUACCAUACAACCCAACAGCCUUCCGGUGUCCGAGCACAGCCUGCCGCUUACUUUGGAAGUCAGUGAUGUCCCAGAUUUGUCUGCUGGUGUGACUUGCUCCAUUGGUAACAUUACUCGGGUUGAAGGACAAGUAUCUGGCAAUCGUAUUGUCUGUAUUUCUCCAGCAGCAAAAGAUGUUCCCAUAAUCCCUGCAGAUCAAGACUGGUUUGGGGUGGAGCUUCAGCUGAUCUCAGAAGAGACUGGCAAGACAUUUGUGAGCACAGAUUUCAAAUUCUACAACUGCAGCGGUCACCAACUCUGCUUAUCCUGUGUGAAUAGUGCAUUCAGGUGCCACUGGUGCAAAUACCGCAACCUCUGCACCCACGAUCCAACUACCUGUUCCUUUCAGGAGGGCCGUGUCAACGUCUCUGAGGAUUGCCCACAGCUAGUGCCCACUGAAGAGAUCUUGAUCCCAGUUGGGGAGAUUAAGCCGAUCACACUGAAGGCCAGGAACCUACCCCAACCACAGUCAGGGCAGCGGGGUUAUGAGUGUGUGCUAAACAUACAGGGUGUGCUACACCGUAUGCCUGCUCUUCGCUUCAACAGCUCCAGCGUCCAAUGUCAGAACAGUUCGUAUUCCUACGAGGGGAUGGAUAUCAGUGACCUACCUGUGGAUUUCUCUGUUGUCUGGAAUGGGAAUUUUAUCAUUGACAACCCACUUGAUAUCAAAGUUCACCUGUACAAGUGUGCUGCUCAAAGAGAAAGCUGCGGUCUGUGUCUGAAAGCUGAUCAGAAGUUUGAGUGUGGCUGGUGCAGUGGGGAAGGCCACUGUACUUUGCACCAUCACUGUGCCUCCUCUCACAACCAGUGGCUGGACUGGUCCAGCAGGAAUGUCAAGUGCACCAACCCACGAAUCACUGAGAUUGUCACUGUUUCUGGACCCCCUGAAGGAGGCACUCGAGUCACUAUACUUGGAGUGAACCUAGGCCUGGACUUUUCUGAGAUUGCCCACAGUGUAGUGGUGGCUGGAGUGCAGUGCACGCCUGUGGAGGAGGAAUACAUCAUUGCAGAGCAAAUUGUGUGUGAAAUGGGUCCGGCGUCCGCUACGUCAAGCUCCGGCCCAGUGCUCCUCUGCAUUGGAGAGUGUAAACCAGAGUUCAUGGCUAGAUCCCUGCAGCAGUACAGCUUUGUGAAUCCAACUGUAUCCUACCUUAGUCCCAGCCGAGGCCCUGAAUCCGGUGGGACCAUGAUAACUAUCACUGGCCACAAUCUUGGGGCUGGAAGCACUGUUUCAAUUCUGCUUGGAAACCAGACUUGCGAAUUUUAUGGGAGGUCUCUUAAUGAAAUAGUUUGUGUGUCAGCUCCUUCAACGCACGGUCUGGGUCCAGUCCAUGUAUUUGUCAGUGUGGACAGAGCCCAGCUAGAAAGCAGCUUGCAGUUUGAGUACAUCGAUGACCCAAAGGUGCUGCGCAUCGAACCUGAAUGGAGCAUUGCCAGCGGUCACACAUCACUAACUGUCACUGGCACCAACCUGGACAUCAUACAGGAACCAAGAAUCCGAGUAAAGUACAACGGGAAGGAAUCUGUGAAUGUGUGCAAGGUUGUUAAUGCUACGUGUCUGACAUGCUGGGCUCCAGCUCUUACACCAGAGUAUCGCCCUGGGCUGGAUGCUGUGGAGAGGCCAGAUGAGUUUGGCUUCAUCUUCAAUAAUGUGCAGUCACUACUGAUGUUCAAUAACACAAAGUUCAUCUAUUACCCCAACCCAACCUUCGAGCUCCUCAGCACCACGGGCAUCCUCGAGCAGAAACCUGGUUCUCCAAUAAUAUUGAAGGGGAGAAAUCUGUGUCCACCUGCACCAGGUGGGGUGAAGCUGAAUUACACGGUCCUGAUUGGGGAAACGCCAUGCGCUGUCACCGUCUCGGAGACACAGCUGCUUUGUGAGUCACCUAACCUGACCGGACAGCACAAAGUGACUGUCCACGUUGGAGGCAUAGUCUUCUCUCCUGGUUCCGUGAACGUGAUUUCAGACAGUCUCUUGACACUACCCGCCAUUGUCAGCAUAGCUGCUGGUGGAAGCCUCCUCCUUAUCAUUGUCAUUAUUGUGCUAAUUGCUUAUAAACGCAAGUCCAGAGAGAAUGACCUCACCCUAAAGCGGCUGCAGAUGCAGAUGGACAACCUGGAAUCUAGAGUAGCCCUUGAGUGCAAAGAGGCUUUUGCAGAGCUGCAGACUGAUAUCAAUGAAUUAACUAGCGAUUUGGAUCGCUCAGGAAUCCCUUAUCUGGAUUAUCGUACCUAUGCCAUGCGGGUGCUCUUUCCUGGGAUAGAAGAUCACCCUGUGCUUCGGGAACUGGAGGUGCAAGGCAAUGGGCAGCUGAGUGUGGAAAAGGCACUGAAACUCUUUACUCAGCUGAUCAACAACAAGGUUUUUCUGCUGACUUUCAUCCGCACCCUGGAGAUGCAACGUAGUUUCUCCAUGCGUGACAGAGGAAACGUGGCCUCACUCAUCAUGACAGCCCUGCAAGGGAAGCUGGAAUAUGCCACAGAUGUCCUGAAACAGCUGCUUUCCGACCUGAUUGAGAAGAACUUAGAGAACAAGAAUCACCCUAAGCUGCUACUGCGCAGGACCGAGUCUGUGGCAGAGAAAAUGCUGACUAACUGGUUUGCUUUUCUUCUGCAUAAGUUCCUCAAGGAGUGUGCUGGGGAGCCCCUCUUCAUGUUACACUGUGCUAUAAAGCAACAAAUGGAGAAAGGACCUAUAGAUUCAAUCACUGGAGAAGCCCGCUACUCACUGAGUGAAGAUAAAUUGAUUCGGCAGCAGAUUGAAUACAAAACACUGAUCCUGAACUGUGUGAACCCUGACAAUGAGAACAGUCCAGAGAUCCCGGUGAAGGCAUUAAACUGUGAUACUAUCACUCAGGUCAAGGAAAAGAUCUUGGAUGCAGUGUAUAAAAAUGUGCCAUAUUCUCAGAGGCCGAGAGCCGUAGACAUGGACUUGGAGUGGAGACAAGGACGCAUAGCAAGGGUCGUCUUACAAGAUGAAGACAUCACAACUAAGAUAGAAGGAGACUGGAAGAGGCUCAACACACUUAUGCACUACCAGGUUUCAGAUCGUUCAGUGGUGGCUCUUGUCCCCAAACAAACAUCAUCAUACAACAUCCCAGCUUCUGCAAGCAUAUCCCGAACCUCCAUUAGCAGAUACGAUUCCACAUUCCGCUAUACAGGCAGCCCUGAUAGCCUCCGUUCUCGUGCUCCCAUGAUCACUCCGGAUCUGGAGAGUGGUGUUAAAGUCUGGCACUUGGUAAAAAAUCAUGAACAUGGAGAUCAGAAAGAGGGUGAUCGGGGGAGUAAGAUGGUUUCAGAAAUCUACCUGACACGGCUGCUAGCCACCAAGGGAACACUACAGAAGUUUGUGGAUGACCUGUUUGAGACGUUGUUCAGUACGGUACACCGUGGGAGUGCCCUACCUCUUGCUAUAAAGUACAUGUUUGAUUUUCUGGAUGAACAGGCAGACAGACACAGCAUCUAUGAUACAGAUGUAAGGCACACAUGGAAAAGCAACUGCCUACCACUCCGGUUUUGGGUGAAUGUCAUUAAGAAUCCGCAGUUUGUGUUUGACAUCCACAAGGGCAGUAUCACAGAUGCCUGCUUGUCUGUUGUGGCACAGACGUUCAUGGACUCUUGUUCCACCUCGGAGCACCGGCUAGGGAAGGAUUCCCCCAGCAACAAGCUUCUCUAUGCCAAGGACAUCCCCAACUACAAGAACUGGGUAGAGAGGUAUUAUGCCGACAUUGCCAAGCUCCCAGCCAUCAGCGACCAGGACAUGAAUGCCUACCUCGCAGAGCAAUCUCGCAUGCACGCAUCUGAGUUUAAUAUGCUAAGUGCAUUAAACGAGAUCUACUCUUAUGUCAGUAAAUACAGUGUGGAGCUAAUCACAGCCUUGGAACAGGAUGAACAGGGGCGCCGACACCGCUUAGCCUACAAAGUGGAACAGCUGAUAGGGGCCAUGAGUUUUGACAGCUGAAUUUCAGUGCAUCCCCUUAAACACAGAAAGGGGAUAGACUCGUGGCAAAGACUCUUAUGACAGAGAGCUGCAGGCUUCCAUGGAAAUUCCUUGCAACUGUGAAAACACGCAUAAAGAGUCAGUACUGUAGGUAUUACUGUGGAAUACCUUGCAGAACGAGGAAAGCAGCCAAACCAGCUCCACACUCACCAUUCCUCCUGAGAACCUGAAGACGUCACCUGAGUUUCCACAAGCCCAGCAGGUUGCUGAUUGCAUGUUGUAUGUAAAUUAAGAGACUGCAUAACCGGAAAAGACUCAAUUCCUCUCUCUUUGUUGGUUUGGUUGUUUGUUUGUUUAGCUUGUUUUCUCUUCAAAGGACUCAUAUUUUUAGUAUUAUUUAUUGCUUUUUGGGAAGGGCGUGAAAAGGGGGAAGAGUACAUUAUUUUUCAUCCCUAUAUGAGAAACAGAAAGGGAAUUUUUCAUAGAUUUCAGUUCUUAGAGAGCCACUCUUGGCAUAUUUUGCACUGGUUCAAUGAUGACUUUCAAGAGUUGAAAACAGAACUGUGGAACUCUGCAACAAUGUACAUCCACAUCUGGUUGGUCUACCAGAGGACUUGCGCUCCCAUCAGCUGUCUAAUAUGAAGCAGUACCGAAGGUCAAUUCAAAUUCACCAGCUAUUUCAAUUAUGUAUUUCUCAUAUCAAGAGGCAUGUGUCCAUUAAGCCAGUGGGAUGAGCCCUUAGCUUUUUUAAGAACCUGUAACAAAUUCCAUUGCUCUCUGUAUUUAAACUGUGGCCUAGAGCUAUUAGUAGAAGGUCUUGAGAUCCAUGAAAAUACUCCUAAUCGGUUUGGUUGUAAGAGAGUAUAGUGUGCAUUAUUAGUGUAUCAAACUGAUUUCAGAUUAUUCAGAAGAAAACAGCAUUAUACAUUUCACAAAAAAUGCCAUAUUACCAACCCUCUGUUGAAUAUAGUAUAUUGAAAGCAUUAUAUUUGUCUACCAGUUUACAUUGCACAAAUCCUUACGAUCUCCAGCCUUCAUGACCAAAAACGACAUUAAUGGUAAUAUUAAACAUGUAGGUUAUUAUAGUAACACUACGCAUGUUGCUUAGUGGCGUAUAUUGCGGAUUAGGCUAUACAAAGAUCAUAAAUUCAUUACUAGUCAGUAGAUUUAAAUAUCAGAGUUCAUGCAUAGUGUUUUAGGCAGGGAUAAUAUGUAACAUAGACAAUAAAUAUAUAUGAAAGCCUACUGUCCUCUUGUAAUCCCAUUGGUUUUAUUGCAAUCUUUGCAGAUCAGGGAAUCCAUGGACCUUAUGUUUUUAUUGUAAUACUAAGGCCAUGUAAUCAUAGGCAUUUAUAUAUAUUUAUGAUAUGUCUCAUUAAAAUGAAAAGUGAACGUAACUAGAUAUAGACUUAAAAUUACUGAAUAGACUUUCAAUUUACUUCUGAAGAUUUCCUGCGCUGUUCUGUAUCAUAAAAGGCCAAUUUUACAGCUGGCAAAGUUAUGUGAAGCAUUAAUGACAUUGUGCCAAACAAACAAUCAUACAAUGGCUUUGUAUUUCAUCUGAGUUACUAUAACAAUACCAAUGUACUGGCUGUGGAGUUUAUGUAUCAUUUAGCUAUGUGCCAAUGUGGUAGUAAGUGGAUUUUGGUACAGAGCAGUAUUGAGCCUUGACUACCAUUGAAAACUGUUAUUUUUGUAAUUAAUAAAAAAAAACACCUAGAAUUUAAGGUAUAUGUCUCUUACAGAUGACAAGGUGGAUUAAAUCUUUUCAUUGUGCUCCAUGGUGUCCUAGCUAGAGAUUGUAACUCUGUAAUAUCAUAAAAAUGCGCUGGCUCAUUUAAAUUCAGAUUUUACAGUUUUGCAAUGCAAAUGUGUUUUAUGAUCAUUGCAAUUUAGUUUUUUUUAUUUAUCCUAAACACACUUAAAACUGCAGGGUUUUUGUUUCACGUCGUCUUACAAUUUUCUCCUUUUGUCUAUAAACAGACUACUUCUACCUGUUAAAAUAAGAUGUCUUAAAUAAAAUAGCCGGCAGAACAAAGCCAUACAGUUUAGGGUAUGUCUGAGAAAAGUCCAAUAAUCCUUGCCAUGAUCUCAAAAUACAUUUGGAUAUUAUUGUGUUUUUACUCAAAUAUUAAGAUCCCAUCUAAGAUCGUAAUUUCCAGGAGCUAUGGCUAUCACUGAUAUGAGCCACCUGUGUCAUUCCAGAUGACCAGUGCAGGCCACACGUGGUAAAGUACUGUGAUAUCACUGACAAUAUUUUCCUGCUAUCGCCAUAACAACAGCAAUGUACGUGAAUGAUCCAUGCAUAAUCAAUUUAAUUCUUUUUGUUCAUGCCUGCCAAUCUUGUUCUCAGAUUAGCUCUAUCUACAUGUGUGAGCAGUCAUUUGGUGAUAAUACUAACAUGGCUAUGUGAUUUGCCUGCUCGGCUGAACUUGUCCAAAUAGCCACAUUGUGCGGCUUGGGCCUGAGUAGCAGGUCUGUCAGCUCAAGUAACAAAAUAUAAAACAAACUAGAAACCACUGCGCACUCACUGGGACUUAUCAAGAAUGCGUCACCAUACACAUCACAAUAACAUGAAGCAUAAAUAUAGGAAUAAUACCCUAAGUGGUUGUCUUGGUAGAAGGUCCUUGUUGGAAUAAUUACCAGUGCAAAACAGGCAACAGAUAAUUCAAAAUAUAUACAUGACACUGUGGGCGGUAUUCAAUUCUUUUCACCCCCUUCCACAGCCAUUCUGUUUCUGCUGACGGGCAUGGUAUAAUCUUUUCGGCUCGCAACCUCCAGGGUAGCAUGGGUGCCCAACCCUUUACACAGCUAAACGUAAUUACUAUGGGCGCAAUAUGUGCGAUAAUGGGGAUCACUUUAGAAAGGAGAUUGGACGUGAUAUAUCAUUUGAAUACCGCCCUUUAUGUUGUAUGUACAGUAUCAUUAAAGUGACUUCAUGCAGCAUGCACCAAUGAGGAACACUCCAGUGUGAAUUUACAUUAAUAUAACUUGGUGCCACACCACCCAAAAAAAUCUUUAAAAGAGUGUACUCACACUUAAACAUUCUUCAUAUGAUAAAAAUAAGCAGUUAAUCCUUCUGAACGGUUCAAUAAUUUUAUUUACUUCCAUGCAGAAAUAGUUCAAACAUUUCAGAAAACAAUGAACACCAGUGAAACCAAUAUAAGCCCAUGCAUCUUGUGUACGACAUGUUGUAAGGCCACAAUGCCACUAACUCAACUCUGUUAAAUUAACACCUGGAUCUUCUGCUAUCCAGGUACCAUGUGUUCAGUGUAAUCAUAAGCAUUGCCCCCCAGGUCAUAUGUUUACAGCAGCCAUUACUUGAAAUAGCAUUGGAUAUUUAUUUUGUAUCUCUUUGUUUGUAAUUUUCGCUCUUGGCACACCUGCCUCGUGUAAUUUUGAUUGGUGGUUUAAGAAGGUCUGACGCAACAUUCCUUAACUUACUAACAUGUACAGUGCUAAAGUAGGUGUCACCUGUAAGUAGCUUCAGGGGAUCAGUGUUUCUAACAAAUUUUAAUAAUCAUCAUUACGUAAAAAAAAAAAUAUGUUUUAGUUAAUAGAAAUGUGUUUAUGUCUAUGGUACUGUUUAUGUACCUCCAGCAGAAUGUGACUAAUGCAACCCACUUUCAAAUGCAAUUUGCCAAUUCCCCACCUGCAGACCAAAGUCCCCUUUGACCUUCUGUCAUUCAGCCCACUUGUGCCCAACUAAGGUAUUGCUGGGCAAUACCUUACUGGCCGUUUGGGUAUUCAAAGGUUUUAUCUGUAUGUGAUGUUUGCAAUUGUUGACCUUGUACUUCAGCCUGUGCUACCCCACUUUGUCUCCUGCAUUCCAGAGUUUGUUAAACCAUAUGCCUUCUUGCCAAACACUUAUAUAAAGCAAAUAGUUACCGUAUUUUUGGUAGUUGAAUGAAAGUUAUACUGUAUUGUUUAUAUUCCAAUUAUGUCCGUUUAUCAAGAACUGUAGGUUUGUUAUAUUAACUCUGUUAUCUCCUUUUAGAAUUCUAUGCAGGUUGGAAUAACAUAGCUGACAAAAAAUGAAGGAAACUAAAAUGUAAGGUUGUGCCAAAAUCUGGACUGUUCAUUAUUCCAUAAACCUCUUUACUUUCCCACUGAUGAUAACACUUAUGUUUCUCAAUGUGUCACAUGAUAACCCAAACCACCCAAUCGGAUUGCAGAAUGUCAGGGCACCCAGCUCUCCAGUUCCACUGCACUUCUGUACGAUAAUUGUGUCUUUGUUUUUCCCUAUUAUUUUUUUUUUAUGUCUGCCUUGCUUCUUUUGUGUCAUUUUUACAGUUGUUGUGGGAAAAAAAAAUGUAAGAAAGUUUUAAUUAUUUAAAAAAUGUUCGGAGACAAAAAAAGUUUUGUUAUUAUUUUAAUAUAUUAUUGUGUACCUAUUGUAAAUAUGAAACACUCCUAUUUUGCAAGCCAAGGACCCACUUUGUACUAUUGUUAUAUAUAAAUAAAGUUUACUGGAAAAACA